AGAUACGUGUCAGCGAAGUUGCAGAUAUUCCGAGUAGGAGACAUAGUGGAAGCACAAUGCUUGAUGGUGUUCUUGAGGACAAACAAGGGUACAGCAAGGAUGAAGAUGAUACUGAGGGCAUUGACCCUUGUCAAUAGCAACAACUCGAUGGUGAGUAACGGAAUAUAUAAGGACAACAUGGGAUAA
Messenger RNA from Desarmillaria tabescens, 186 nucleotides. RefSeq lists its product as uncharacterized. The transcript has a single exon. The record is from RefSeq and is a predicted model, not a curated record. The annotation marks the transcript as partial. Lineage: Eukaryota; Fungi; Basidiomycota; Agaricomycetes; Agaricales; Physalacriaceae.